This is a messenger RNA of Bursaphelenchus xylophilus (pine wood nematode), 10236 nucleotides long. The record is from the annotation of a GenBank genome assembly. NCBI's taxonomy places the organism in Eukaryota, Metazoa, Nematoda, Chromadorea, Rhabditida, Aphelenchoididae.
AUGUAUAUGUAAGUGGGCUUGUUUUUUGGACACUUUCCGAACCGUGUAGGCAUAUACUAGUCGGUCAGCAAAGUCGCUGAUGUGAUCUAGGCAACAUGCACUAUGCAAGAACAAAAUUCAUUCUAGUUUUCAACUAGUUGCUUUUCAAUAGGCUUUUUUGGGCUGUCAUCUGCGCCCUGUCGUUUCUUGGACAGAGCAAAGGCCAGAAAUCAGCCGUCGACUUUCCGGAAGGGCUACUAGUUGUCACGGAAAGUGCGUAGAAUUUCUCGGCCUUUUUUGCACCUCACCGUGCAUGUUGCUCGACUCUAUCCUUUUCGAAACAUUAUCCACUGUGCAAUUUCUGUGAGGGCUUCGACUAAAAAAACAAGGGUUCCUCUGCACGGCCAACGACAGAAAGUCUACGCACUUUCUGGACAAGCAGUUGUAAAGAAAAGAAGACAGAUGCAACCUGCUCUACUACGCCACUGCUUGCGCAGUGGCAACUUUUCAAUUGCACGGUGCACAGUGUAAAAAGCAUGCGAUAAAAAGUCUACAAAAUUUUUUUGAUCUAUAAAUGUGCGUACAAGGACAUCUUAUGCCAUAAAAAAAUUCUGACCGGUUGCGAUUCGUUGUAAUUUUACUGUAUUUUGGAACUGUUUUGUAACUUCUUGAUCAAAGCUCACUGACCAAGGCACGGUGGUUUUUCUCCAUUCCGCACGGUGCAAACCACAAAAAGAACCGGCUGGGUCAGACCGCGACAAAAUGUCUAUCAGUCUGUCGGGAAAAUAACGUCGCGCCUCGGAAUCGCCCAUCAUCGCUUUGCGACUGCAGGCCGCGGCCGGGGAUUUGGUGCGCGAUAGCGGCGAGGCGAGAUAUUUUGCUUCGACGACCCGCCGUUAUUUUCCGGCAGAGUGAUACGAGGCAUUAUGAAAAUGCUUGCAAUAACUGAUUCGAAGCUCCCAGUCUGUCGGGAAAAUAGUGGCAGGUGGAAAUCGCCUAUGCGACUGCUAGCCGAAGCUGGAUUGCACACUUUUUUCGACGAGACGACAAAUUUUCCCGACGAAUUAAUAUAAUAUAUGCAGCAAUAUCUUUCUACUGGCCUUUCCAGAAAGUUCGAAGACUUUGGCGCACACUUUAUUUUGCCUAUUUGUCUACAAUGCGCAGACCAAAAGUCGACGCACUUUAUGAGAAACUUGUAAACACCUUCACAGCUCUUCAAACAUUCCACCGCGCAGUAAAAUGCGUCCGUGGUAUAUCUAAAAAGUGCCCCAUCUAGUGAGCGGUGGGAGAUUAUGAAAGAAGCCGUUGUAAAACCAAUUUAAACUCCAACUUCAAGGCCACUUUCUCGCUUAUAUACACCGCUAUGGGGUUGUACGAAUCGCUCUCAGUUCAUCAGCACCCGGAAGAUUCGGUCGCUUCACUGGCAUUAAACAGUGACAAGUUUAAUGUCCAAAUUCUUCGCGCAAAAUCUUCCCCCUUGGGCUGUAACCCACUUCUUAAACACUUGAAUUAAAGUUUGUUCGGGAAGCUUCUUGAGUUUUGCGACUCCGCACGUAGAAUUGAUAUUCUCGAGUGCAUGUUGUUUGUUACUUAAUAAGGUGUUUGUUGUGUGGUUGGGAGUCAGUUUGGGGACCGUAGAGCAACUUGUAUUUGUAUGUGAUGUUAUAGAGGGAAUGAUAGGGAAUAAGGUUAUCUGCCCGUCGGGGAAAUAAUGAAGACAGUGUCGCUGCGCCUAUCGUGUCGCUGAAGUGAAAAGCAGUUCGACUUUAUCGCGGCACAAUUUACUUUCUCGGCUCAUUACCUUCCCGACAGACUGUGAUAACAUGAGAAGAGCGCAGAUUUUUAUGAAACUUGUCACAGAUUUAGAAUAAUUUUUCAGAAAAAUACGAAAGUUCUAGCGCAUUGCCGAGAAGGAAAAUUUCUUUAGGCCGAAAGUCGGCCAAAAGCGAACAUUUUUUGCGAAUUUCGGCACGAGAAGUUUUAUGGCCUUUUCUACCGUAGAGCGAAGACCUCUGCAAAGAAUAAUUCUUCCCCACCUAAAACUGGCAAAGGUAUGGCAAAAAAGUGCCCCUCUCUCUGACUGCUACCGCGUUUUGUGUAAUUUUUCGGCCGCAAAGAUCGUUUAAUAUCUCCUUUCUCCCUUGCAAAGUGAGACCAAGAAUUUUCAGGAAUUAAUACAUGGCUUAUGCCUGAAAUGUGUGCAAAAUGUAACGAAAUUUUUUGCACUGUUCACUUGUAUCUGGAUUUAUUGCCGCACCGCACAGAAUUUUUUCUAUUUUCUCUUGCUUCAGCCGAAAGGACUAAAUUUGCAGGCAAUAUGCAGCUCGAGCAUGCUGAAACCUGCAAUAUCCGAUUAGAAUAUCGCUAAAUGAAUCUUUCAACAGCUCAGCGGGGUUCGAAAUUAAAUCUUUUUUUGACUUUGCACAGUGCAGAAUUUAAAUAUUUUUUCCUCACAAUUAAAUUUCCGCUUUUUCCCAUUUCCCUGCAAUUCUACCCGGCCUUUAGCUACCUUAAAAAAUAUCUUUUAGCGAACACUUACGUAUUUUACAUUCUCCUAAUUUCAGAGCCAACCUCCAUUUACCCUCGAAUAUCACUCAUCAUGUUCAAGACUUCUUUAUUAUCAAUUUUACUCCUCCUUCUUGCCACUUUGAUAUCCGCUGGACCGAAUCCAAAUCCGCAGUUGGUUGCGGGCUUCGCCGAUUCCUCAAUUUCCGGGACAUGGGUGUCGCCUUGGGGCGCUGGUUCGGGCUUGGGCAGCUCGUGGACCAAUCCUUACGGGAGUUUCGCCAGUUCCGGCAGUUACAUGGGCCGCUACAGCAAUGCUCAAGGAAUUUUGUAGAGUGUUUUCAACUCUACGCUCAUUUGUCAUCAAAUUCCAACUGGCUAACAUGUAUAUCUGCUACUGAUCAACUUCCAAACUGCUCCUGGAUUAUCUGCAAGGCGUUAUUGUUCAAUUACUUCUCUCCUGUUUCAAUUGCUGCUUUGUAAGUAAGUGAAAUUUGCCUUUACAGCGAACGUCAACAAAAGUUUCUAAAUUUGUAGGCGUAAGGAGCACUCAGGCAGCAUAUAAAUAAUGUGUUCGGGAAGUAACUGCGGUUACUCCGAUUGUUUUGAACGUUAAGUUUGGUUGUUUCUUUCUUUUGCGGACACUUUACAGUAGGGUUUAUUAGGAGUUUGGAUUUUGAUGAAACUUGGGGCAAAUUUAGAGUAGUUUUUUUUUUGAGGCAUAUGUGAGAUUUCUAGGUCGCGCUUUGCAAAAACGAUAGAGAUUUUUAAGUCCAAAGUUGGCGAUAAAUGUGAAACUUUUUUUCUAUUUUUGAGAUAAAAGUUUUAUACCUAUUUUUACCAUAGAGAGUAAUGUUUCUACAAAAAAUCAUCUUUUUCCGCCCAAACCUGGCAAAAAUAUGGCCAAAAAUAGUUUUUCUCUGUUACCGCUCUUCGCACUUUGUGUACUCUUUCGGUGGAAACAACCUUCCAUAUCUCGGCACCCCCUGCAAAGCGUGAGCUAAAACUUUUAGGAAUUGAUAUAUGGCCCACGCCCAAAUUGUUCGCAAAAUUUGAAGGCAUAUCUGAGCGUCGUACUUGAGGAUAUUUUCCUUGCAAAUUUGAUUUUUUGGACUUUUUCCCUCAUUUUUUUAUUUUAUUUUUUCAAAACAAAGACGUGAGGGAAUGUUGCAGCGUUUUGCUCGCGGUAUUAUUAGUAUUAUAUAUUUUCAUAAAGUGCAUGGAUAUUUUUCCUCUUUCGAACGGUGCAUUUUGAACUUUUUCCAGGCGUGUCGCCAACGCACAGUGUAUUUACUCUAUUCGUACAGUGUAAACCUCAAAAAAGCCGUUUGCACUGUGCCAAUUUGUAGCCACUGCUGCUGCAACGAAGAUGAAAGUUGUUUAGGUGGCAACGAUAUUUGCACUUUAUGAAAAUAGAAAUAUUUCUUUACUCUUGUGUCAAAAGAAUAUUUUUUCUAAUUGUUUGAGGUGUCUAAAAUCGUUUGCCACAGGCUAUUUUUCUCGUAUAGUAGUUUGUUAUGGUGAGGCUCCAUUUUGAAUAUCAAACCAAAAAAACUUUGUAUAACAAAAUCUGUCUAUUGCGAGCAAUUUUUCUGCCUACUAUCAUUUUUAGAUGCCUCCGAAAACCCAACAAAAAAUAUACUCUUUAAUUCAUCCCCUACUUUUUCAGCAUUCCCAACCUUCAUCAUGAAACUCCUUCUGACAGCACUCAUCCUCUCUCUCCUCCUUCCAUUGGCCAUGUCCGUCCCGCAAAUGGUAUCCGGCAUCUCCGACGGCUCGCUGUCGGGCUCUAUUGUCUCGCCGUGGGGUGGAAAUCUCGGUGGAUCGUAUACCAACCCCUAUGGCAGCUUCUCCAACGCGUACAGCGGAUACGGCCGAUACAGUAAUGCUGCUGGCUUCUUGUAGAACGUUAGGUGAGUUGAUGUGAGGGGUGGUGGUCCGAGAACACUUGUUGUUUGUGAAAAGGCAGUGCUAAUUUGAUUAUGCUUUGUGUUGGUAGAUGCUUUUGUGAAUGUGUUUCGAAUUUAAAUGCUGUAAGAGGAUUAUGCGAAGCAGUUGGGAGUUUUGUAGGAUGAUUGCUGACAAAUUGGGAGGAUGAGAAAGCAUUUUCUUCGCUUUGAAUUAACGGUAGUUAUCAACAGAUUGGCUAACGACCAUUCAACGGCUCUCCGAGGAGUUUAUCAUUCUUCGGGAAAAUAAUGAGAGUUCUGUCGCAAAAAUCGCAUCCCGCCGAAACAAAUUGAUAUGACGUUUUUUUUAAACAGUGCGUAGAUUUUUCCUCGCGAUGCGGUUCUCCACUGUCCAUUUCACAUUUUGCACUGUGUAUAUAAUUGAAAUAUCGCCAAGCUUUUUUUCAACUGCUUCUCCGCGAAUUUUGUGCGGGAAAAACAGCCUGUACACCGCGCCAAACCCGUUGUAAGACCUCUCUGGGAAGUAGAGCGGCCAGAUCUUUAAAAAUCCUAUUUUUUAAUGCACUAAAAAUUACAGUGGACCCUCUGCACAAAAAAUCUCAAGUGACUCAAAAUUUCAUGCGUUAUAGUGUAUGUCAAGCCUCUCCCCAAUGACAAUAACAUUUGUUUCAGAUGCCCCUUCUCCCUCCAUAACCAUAGACUCCUUGCCAGUGUCGACCUGUCGCCCUAGAAAUGUAGCCAUUCUUUCAAAUGUGUAUGUAUGUUUUCCUUUAGGCCGUUCUCCCUCGUUUACUAUUAGCUGUUAUCCUUUGUGUAUAUCAUAGUCUCUCUGCAAAUGAAUAUUUUUUUGGCCUUUACAUUUUGUUGUACAGAAACUUUUGGAUUGUUCACUUGCUAUUGUUUUCUGACCAUAAAGUAAUCAUUUCAUUGUUUCUUCUGAAUCUUGUCUUGUUUAUGUACUAGCAACCGCUGGCCUUGCCGCCACUGUUCAUGGGAUUCUCCAGCCUUUCCGGUCAUUAUUUCUCAAUUUGAGUACGUUUCAUUUAUCCGAAUCUUCAUUCUAUAGCUAUUACAAAAUUUCCUUUCCCCACUUUCUUCGCAUGCCCCCAAUCACAUUGUCUUUGUUUGUCGCUGAGUUCCCUUCCAUCGGGAAGGCCUCGGUUUCAGUUCAGUUCCCGCUAAGAAACAGUCAUCGCUCAUCGCCUUCGACUUGUUGUUCCGCGAUGCGGCUGUAAAGUGCGGGCAAUGUUAUAAUAAAUGUACGCGCUCUCGCACGUUAUCCCGUUGUAAAAAUUCUUGCCGCCAACGUGCGGUCGUCAAUAAACGGUGAAAUCAAAGAGAACUGAGGUGUUUGUGAAGAGAAGCAGGGUUGACGGUUGGCAAGACCCGAGAAAAAUUUGUUUACAUCGCGCCUGAGUGCAACGAUGGGGAAAUGGUCGAAGAGAAGACGAUUUGUGAACUGUUCGGAAGGCAGUAAAGAGAUCAAAGUGAAAGGACAAUAUUUUAUAAGACCUAUAGAGCAUAACGAAUAUGUUUUCAAAGCCAAAUCAAUUUGGAGGGGUAUCUAAUUAGAUUUACGUGUAGUUUGUCGCUUUUGGGUCUUGUGUCAACGAAGGAUGACGUGCAUUCAAGGCAAACGUGAGUUAAGCUUUGAGAAAGGUGUAGUCUGAAUCUCCAUAUUCGAAAAUCGUAAGGAGGGAUCAAUUUUGCUGUCAAGACCAUGGUUUUCGAGAAAACCGACCAUAAAGGUUGACCGCAGAAACCAUAAAGGUUGACCCCGCUAGCUCGUCCUCGCGCCCGGCAAAGUAAACUGUGCGGCGCGACAAAAAGACCACGUAAAGACAAAUUUUGCAACCUCUUUUCAGACUUCCCAUGAGGUCGCCAGACUCGCAAUGAAUUCUUAAAAAUAGGUAGAUGUUUUUUCUUUAAUUUGGUUCAUAGUUUGGAAGAAUGCCGCGAUCAUACCUUGUAAACUAUCAAUUUUCCCGAGGUCCAUAAAAAAAAUAAAUGCCAAAAACCCCUAGCAUUUGUAUCUGAUGUGCGUCGGGUGAAUGGACUGGCAAUUCGCCAUGAAAACACCAAAAAAACGUUUUGUCGCGGAAGAAAUGGGGUAUUUUUGGGGCGAGAGAGUACCUUUUGCGCGCCUUUUCUCUGUCUUCUCUGUGAAAUCAAGACGAAGUGUAAAAAACCGAUAGCGAAGGUCGCCAAACUCCUCAUUUUGAAGAGCCGAUUUUCAGACCGGCCGUGCGAGCGGAGUUUCGCCCCGGAAUAAUCAAAAUCCUGAGUUUCGAAGCGAAAAUUGGGCUUGUCAAAGAAAAUAAAAAUGCCCAGACACAAUUUCCUUUUUGAGGUAUUUAUUUUUGUUUUUAGAUAGCUUCCGAGAUAUUUAUUCAACGAUGCAAUUGUUGCUUAGAGAGCAUGCGAAAAACGGAGAGCGGUCAGAGAGAAAAGGCUUUUCUAGCCAAGCCUUUGCCAGUUUCGCAUGGAAAACCUUGAUUUUGUUAUGGAAGCAUUACACUCUGUGGUAAAAUAAGUACGAUACUUCUUAUGCCAAAAUUUGCAAAAAAGUGUCAAGUUUUUUUCAACUUUUGAUAAAAAAUCUGGGUUGUUUCUGCAAAGCGCUCGCAUAUGUCUUAAUAAAAGGUUUCAAAUUUGUGCCAAGUUUCAUCAAAACCUGAGCGAAGGGUACCUCCCUGUUACUUACCCCUGUUUGACGUGCGCCGAUCAGAACACAUGAACACAAUACGCGUUGCUUUCACGUGUUACAAAUGUUAGACCCCAUCAAUUUUGACGUUCCUAUGUUCUGUGUUCACACCACUAAACUAUAAAAUCUCUGUCUUCGCGUCAUAAAAGGCGGAAUCACAGCCCAAUUUCAACAUGUUUCCAUAAACGGUACAUAAUUAGCGUGGAAAGAGGUUGCAAUACAAGUAUAAAAAGGACGAUUUCAGAGCUGGAAAUGAAAUUUCGCGGCUUUUGAAGGUGUUACUACAGUAAUGCUUUAUUUUCGAGUGGUUCUUGCGUAACUGAUUAAAUUUUUGAAAUAAAUUGGCUAAAACUAUUAGACUGGCUUUAGAUUUUUUGAAAAUUAUGUUUCUGGCACUGCGUAGAGGCAGCUGGGAUAUUAAACGGUUUAUGCCGGCGAAGGAGUAGGCGAGAAAUGUACCUAUUUCUACCGCAGAGGGUAAUGAUUUCACAAAAAAAUUAAUUUUUCCUCCACAAAACUGGCAAAGAUAUGGUCAAAAAGUGUUUUUCUCUUAGACCGCUCUCCGCCUUUCGCGUACUCUCUCGGCCGCAAAGGUCGUUUCAUAUCUCGGUGGCGUCUGCAAAGCAAGAUAUAAAGUCCUCGGGAAGAUAACGUGGAUUUGUUUGGCGUUGGAAUCGCCCAUCAUCGCUUUGCGACGGCUAGCCGCGGCUGGAGAAAAAAUGGGCUCGCCAACGAGGCGAGGCAUUUUGCUGCGAUGAAUCCACAUUAUUCCCUAGACAGCUUGAUAUUACAACUUGCAAACUACAGUUUUUAUUCUUCGUAGGGUUUUUACAGCACACUCAGUGCAUCUAAACAAACAUCAUCACUUUUCCGACCGUUCUUUUGAUUUUGUCACGUAAUUAAUUUCUAGUCCCACAACCUCAAACUCUGUUGUUCGACUGUUUCCCUCCGCCACAAUAACCGUAGUUUCUCCAGAACGCAAUAUGAUUAAGGAACGUCUGCAACCAAGUUCCUUGUGCGCGAUUUAAGAGACGUGACGUGGUUCAGUGUUCAUACCCUGCAUAAAAAAGCCUAUGAGGGCGUUCUUGUGUGGUAUGAUGACUUAUGAUGACUUUUAAUCAGCUGAUUGAACUUUGAAAAGGCGUGUUCUUAUAAAGAAGCUACACCAGGUGCGACGCUUAUAUUUGAUUGAAAUUUGCACAUACGUUGGAUAUACGUAUCAAGCGGCAGAGAGAGUACGCGAAACGCGGUCAAAGUAAAAAACACUAUUGGCCACAUCGUCACCAGCUUUCUUGCGAAAAAAAAUGUUACUAUGCACAAAAGCGUUCUGAGGGACAUACCGAGUUUUCAGCUCGAGUUUUGCAACAACUAUUAAAAAAUACUAGUCAAAGGUUUAAGGAAUUUCUCUAAACCCCUUGUACUUUCCUCCAUAAGUCCUAAAGCUCGAUAUAAAAUCACCCUAUUGAACCUGAAGCUCUUUGACCCAUGUGAGGCGGAACGACCGAGCUUCGAGGAUUUUCCCACGAGGAAUGAUCUAAAUUUAUUCAAAUUUGAUUGUACUUUCCUACGUGGGGCUUCCUUAUAAAAUGCCUCCUUUCCACGGAAUAAAUUACUUGACUCUUGAACUCUCGUCUUGUCUCGUUACUGGGAUGUCGGGCCUUUCGGCAACCCAUCCUGCCGUUGUCCACACUUUAUGAAGCAAAGAACCCACGGGGUCACAGAACGGCCUCAUAUUCCGUCCGAUGAUCUCACCGUGCUUCUAAAAUCACUGCCCGCUUCAGAGAACUCGGCGAUUCUUUUAAUCCCUGGGCGCUCUGACAGAGAACACUCAGUAAUUGGCGUUUCAUCAUCGUUCGACCGCCCCAGUGUAAUUGUUCCGCCGGUACUCUCCGCUUAUAUUUCCGUCGCCUCGAGCAAACAUUAUUGUUGGGUGUAAACGCGGCUCGGGGUCCGGUCGGCUGACUUUGUUGCCGGUGUUUUGGUUCGCGGUAGACCGUGUUUUGAGGCUUGGGAGAUAAUAAUAUGUUAUGCCAUGUUGGUUGUAAUUAUCAUUGUUAUUAGGGGGUGUUCAUUGUGAUAAUGACUGAUAAGGAUUUGCUGUAAGUUAUAUUUGGAAGAUAGAAUUAGCUAAAAAAUUCAACUGAUAGAAUUUUUUAUCAGUUGAGGAGCAUUGCUUAUUUUUUUUAAUAAGGGGAUGGUUUCCUGGAUACUGUAGCAUAUUGGGAACCGAAUAUCGAUGCUUACGUAAAACUGGCCGCAAAAAUAUUCGGCUGACAAUUAUAUACUGUAGCUGGUUUAAUGAAGGUUUUUUUACGACAAGACACCCGUUGAAGGCAGUUGAAAGAACGGCAUACUCAUCUAGCGGGUUUUCUUACUAGUGCUAGUCCGUUCGUAAAGUGCUGGAGUGAUUUUUGGACGCUUGCACAGUGCCAAAAAAAUUAGAGCGCGAGCGAUUGCCCUAGAAACCUAUUGCAUGGUGCAUAAAGCAAGAAAUUGCACAAUACAAAGUCAACCUUUGUUUUCGCGCAGUGCAUGGGGCAAAAAUCACUCUAGUACCAUUGGGAACGGACUAGUAGCAUUGUGCCUUUUCCGAACUUUUUAUAUGAGACUCACUGCUUGUUUGGGGCCUUGCUCGUAUUUUCUAGCCCUUGUGUCAUUGGUCUGUCGGGAAAAUAGUGCCGCUGCAAUAUCAUCUUGACUUUGCUGCGACACAAUUCAUUUUCUCGGCGGCAAUGCGAUUUUCGGUGCGACAUUGCGCUCAUUAUAUACUUGAUACCCGAUAGACCAAUGUCGCGUCGUUUUACAACCCGUUCUUUCGUGAAUUUUUCCUUCACCACCUGUGUAUCCCGAAAUCCUCAAGCCUUAUUGCUUCUUUUUUCAGAACCCAAUAUUCAUCCAAACCAAACAAAUAUGAAGCUGAUAUCCUCGAUACUUCUUCUACUCCUUGUGAUCAUACAAUUCUCCCAAACCGAAGCCCGUCCACAAAUUAUUGGCGGAUUUGCGGAUGCCGCGACCUCCGGAACAAUAGUGUCGCCGUGGGGAGGCGGCCUCGGAGGCGGAUGGAGCAAUCCCUAUGGAAGUUACACCAAUUCCUACAACAGCGGCUAUCGGUACAGUAAUGCGGCUGGGUUCUUGUAA